Messenger RNA from Elgaria multicarinata webbii, 1909 nucleotides. RefSeq lists its product as uncharacterized. Bases 1 to 699 code for a protein of 232 amino acids. The transcript is spliced from 6 exons. Gene Ontology annotation, biological process: inflammatory response. Lineage: Eukaryota; Metazoa; Chordata; Lepidosauria; Squamata; Anguidae. The record is from RefSeq and is a predicted model, not a curated record. Gene Ontology annotation, molecular function: interleukin-2 binding; interleukin-2 receptor activity.
AUGAACAAUUUAUACGCUGAAUGUGGGUUGCUUCUCUUAUGGGGAGUGUUCCAGUCCAUGGAAGGAGCUGGAAAAGGAAAAUGCCCCGCUCCCCCUACAAUUGAUUCUGCGGAAUAUUUUGCUGAGUGGUAUGCCUUGGGCACACGUGUGCGUUACAAAUGUGAGGAAGGCUACGAUCGGAUUCCAGGAAGAACCAACCGCCUUACAUGUGGGAAUACAUCUGGUCGUGCAAUGUGGAUCCCCCACCGAAAUGGUCCCCCAACUUGCAUAGUUCAUUCUACAUUGACUCAUCCCUCUUCAGAACAGCUUCCAACCGAAAAAUGGGGUGAUGAUUCCGCCAGCCCCAAAACCACAGCCUGGCCCCACCCAGUUAAGAAAGAUUUCUGCAGAGCUCCACAGCCCAUCGAACAUGCCGCAAUGGAAGUGACAGACUAUUACGUGGGGCAGGAAUUGAAAUACAAAUGCCUGGACGACAACGGAACACGGCCCGCCCUCUACGGAGUCAGCACCUGUGAGAAUGACAAUGAGAAAGUCGUUUGGUCCGCCUUAACCCUACAGUGUACAAAUAACACAGGAGCAACCACACAGCCUCUCAACACAAGAGCACCUGCACAGCCUCCCAACACAGGAACAACCAAACAUUAUCUCAGUGCAGUUGCUUUCUCUAUUGCUGUCAUGGCUACGAUCGUCAUUUUCUAAGCAAUCAUCCUAAAGAAUCCAUCGUUGACCGUAGGAGGAAGGAAGUACAACAUUAAACGCCACAACAGAUGUUCACCGCUCUCACAUGAAACCUUCAAGGGGGCAGCCAGAACCAUAACAUUCUUGCAGUGAGCAACAUGGUUCUUUCUGCUUCUUUUUCAGUCUGCUGCACACCACCAGUCUGUCCUUUCUUUCCUGCCAACGCAGACACCUGGCUUCCACUGCUCCCUGGCUAAUAGGGAGAAUAUGGACUUUACCAUGGAGGGAUAAAAUCCCACAUCCUAACUGGAACUUCUGCUUCUGCUUCCAGAUUCUUUGCAGGAUUAAGUUCGGCUUCUUUACACGUGCUGUUUUAUUUCUCAGCAAGUUCUAUAUGUUUCAUUUUACAGCCACUAGAUGGCUCUGCUCUUGUAGCACCAUUACAGAAGCACACCCAGCAAGUAAAGACUUUCCCCCAUGCUUUGCAAUGGCAGGAUAAAGGCCAUGAACUGUGGGAGGGACCCUGGAGAUUGAUGACAUCAUGUAAAGGACCCGCAAACUUCUGAGAGUAGCCUACCUUCAUCACACAACAUAAGCCCUGUGGGGACAAGCCCUAAGAAUGAAUCAUCUCUGCCCAUCAUCUAUACUCCAACUAGCAGCAGCACUCAGAAAAAAAAAAGCUUUAGGUCCUUCUCUGGGAUCCCCCAUGAAAGGAAAUGAGGUGGGUAGCUACUAAGAAGACGGCAUUUUCUGUCGUACCACCCUGGUUGUCAAAUCAGCUUCCCAGGGAGACUCGCCUGCACCAACAUUCUGCUCUUUUCAGCACCAGAUAAAGACCUUUUUGCUUUCUACUUAUUUUAGUUUUAAUUUUUUUCAGUUUCUAUUUUAAAUUUGGUAUCGUAUUUGAAAUCUUUGUACCGUGGCUAGGUUCUAUUUGGUUAGUCUUCUUAUUCUUUCAUACUGUAAUUUUAAACAUUUAUAGAUUGUAUUUUAUCGUCUUAUAUUUUAUGGCUUUAAUUGUUGUAAGCUUUGGCUAUUGGGUGAUAUAAAAAAUGAAUAACUAGAUAGAUAAAUAAAUAUAAACAGCUUGUAUUAACCUCUAAAGCAGGGGUGAGGAACAUAUUACACACACACACACACACACACACACACACACAGAUGUUUUGGGGUUGCAAUUCUCCAUCCCUGGUCUUAAUGGCCUAGGAACAGGUUAACGUGUUCAGAGGAGGGC